Molecule: messenger RNA, 2241 nt
Organism: Choloepus didactylus (southern two-toed sloth)
Lineage: Eukaryota; Metazoa; Chordata; Mammalia; Pilosa; Megalonychidae
Gene: VSTM4
Product: V-set and transmembrane domain containing 4
Exons: 8
Coding region: 59-1018 (319 amino acids)
Source: RefSeq, a predicted model, not a curated record
CGUGCGAGUCGGCGGCCGGCUGCGCCCGCGUCAGUGGCGCCGGGCUGUGGCCGUGGAGAUGCGGCUCCUGGCCCUGGCGGCGGCCGUGGUGCUGGCGCUGGCUCCGGCCCCGGAGCUCUGUGGGGCCCUCAAUGUCACCGUGUCCCCGGGGCCCGUGGUGGACUUCCUGGAGGGGGACAAUGCCACCCUCCUCUGCCACGUCUCGCAGAAGAGGCGGAAGGACAGCCUGCUGGCCGUGCGCUGGUUCUUUGCGCUCUCCGGCUCCCAGGAGACCCUGAUGGUGAAGAUGACCAAGCUGAGGGUGGUGCAGUACUACGGCAACUACAGCCGCAGCCUCCAGCGGCAGAGGCUGCAGCUGCUCGAGGAGCGGCGGGGUGCCCUGUAUCGGCUCUCCGUCCUGGCCCUCCGGCCGACGGACCAGGGGCAGUACAUCUGCAAAGUCCAGGAGGUCAGCAAGCACAGGAACAAGUGGACGGCAUGGUCCAAUGGCUCGUCGGCCACGGAGAUGAGAGUGAUUUCCCUCAAAGCUUCUGAAGAUUCAUCCUUUGAGAAAAAGAAAAAGACAUGGGCAUUUUUUGAAGACCUCUAUGUCUAUGCCGUCCUCGUGUGCUGUGUGGGGAUCCUCAGCAUUCUGCUCUUCACCCUGACCAUCAUCUGGCAGUCUGUGCUCAACAAGAGGAAAUCCAGAGUGAGACAUUAUUUGGUGAAAUGCCCUCAGAACAGCUCAGGGGAGACUGUCACCAGCGUGACCAGCUUGGCCCCACUGCAGCCCAAGAAGGGCAAGCGGCGGAAGGAGAAGGCUGAUGUUCCCCCCGCAGUCCCUGCCAAAGCUCCAAUAGCCACCGCGUUCCACAAACCGAAGCUGCUGAAACCGCAGAGGAAAGUCACGCUGCCGAAGAUUGCCGAGGAAAGCUUGACGUACGCUGAGCUGGAACUGAUCAAACCCCACCAGGCUGCCAAGGAUGUGCCUACCAGCACCGUCUACGCACAGAUCGUCUUUGAGGAGAACAAGCUCUGACAGCGCCUCUCUUUCAGAGGUUCUAUUUGAUACCUGCCACCCCAGUUAUUUAUGAACCUUGGAAACAAAGUCCUUAUUUUUGUAUUUUCACUUGUGCCUUCUGUGUGGUGGGAAAACCUUUCCACCAGCAUUCCAGGUGCCUUCGAAGAGGUACGAGGUUGUGCUCCGCACAAAAAAAGAAGAGUGGGGGGCCACAGCCCUUUGACAAAUCUCCAGGACAAGACUUCUCUGGACCUGAGCCCUGACGGUGAGGACUCCGAUUCUGAGAGCACCCACGGAGGUUUUCUGCUGAGCCGAACCCAUUCACACUUUCUUCUUUCCCUGUUUUCUCGUCAUCUUUUUUUAAAAUCUGAAUUUUAAUCUACUCUUCCUGUAUUUGUGAUAUCAAGCUCAUAGUACUAGCUAAAGGAAAUGCCAUUAUAGACCAAAGAGCAAGAGAGUAGAUAAGUAGUAAUUGGUUUUCGGUGACUUUGCUAGGAUGUGCAGAAGCAAAGUAAAACGCUUAUCGCGAGCAGUCAUUUAGACAGCAUCUCUUGUUUUAAAUAGAUGCACUGACCCUGGCGAUUUAAGGGCAGAAAGAUGGAUUACGGGGGGAUGUCUGAAGUCUAAGCUGGCAGUGAGCUGCCUCUGACCACCAUCAUACCUACUUCCCCGUCCGUCAUUACCCCAGGCCACAGGACAAAUAGAACACUGUUCUACACAGCCUCCCAUCCCUAUGGUAGGGUGGACUUAUUGGGAUCAGUGCUUUCAUUCCACAAGAAGUUUUUACUCUCGUGGGUGUUUCCCAUCCACGGACACACUAGGGCAAGUGGCCUCUUCAAAUUCUGACUGGUUCCCCGCUCCUCUGGGAGCAAAGGCUGUUGCCUGGUUCCAUUGGGAUAGGAGACGAGGAAGUACAAGUCAGAUUGGGAAAAUGUAUCCUGAAGACCCUACUACUGCCAAGGGCCUUGCCCAGCUCAACUUGGCAUGUGGAUUCUCAUGAGGGUUGGGGGAGGGAGGGGGAGAAAUUCAUGGAGUGUACAUACAUGUGGCCGUUGCUCUGUGGACUUGUAAGACAUACAGGAAUCUCGGAUUCACGGAAGGCAGAUCCAUUCCGGAAGAGCAUCAUCCUGUAAACAGUGUUGUUAAGGAUAUUUCUCGAUGUGGAAAUUAUGUACUGCAUACUACAGAAAUUGUUUGACUAUGUAAUGGACCAUGUAUAUAUGGUAAAUGAUAUUUUUAAA